Molecule: messenger RNA, 5635 nt
Organism: Vigna radiata var. radiata (mung bean)
Lineage: Eukaryota; Viridiplantae; Streptophyta; Magnoliopsida; Fabales; Fabaceae
Product: putative pentatricopeptide repeat-containing protein At3g16890, mitochondrial
Exons: 3
Coding region: 41-2014 (657 amino acids)
Molecular function (GO): protein binding
Source: RefSeq, a predicted model, not a curated record
GGGAGGAAGAAGUGUGUUUGUUCCUCUGAAACAUGAAGCCAUGAAAUACAUGAAAGAAAAGCCCUCCAUUGUUAUUCCCUCAAAAACUCGACCUUCUUCAACUCCCUUACACCAUUCAUACAUUUCACAAAUCCUCUCCACACCCAACUGGGCUCUGUUACUAAACCACCACCUCUUCUCAAACCCCCUCCUCCUCAACCCUCGCUCCGCCGUAACCGUCUUCCACAACCAACGCAAUGCCUCCCACGCCAUCAAGUUUCACGCCUGGCUUUCGCAUGUCAAACCCCCACUCGCCGCGCAUCCCUCUGUGCAACGUGCUCUUCGGAACACUCUGCAUCGUAACGGCCCCGCGGUGCUGUCGCUCGAGUUGCUCCGUGACCUUCGCAAUUCCGGCUUUCGGCUCACCGAGGACCUGCUCUGCUUCUUGUUUGGAAGCUGGGGAAGGCUCGGUUUGGCAAAUUACUCUGCUCACGUUUUCGGUCAAAUCUCAUUCUUGAGUCUCACCCCUUCCACUAGGUUGUACAACGCUCUUAUUGACGCUUUGGUGAAAUCCAAUUCAAUUGACCUUGCUUAUCUUAAAUUCCAACAAAUGCCCUCGGAUAACUGCCGCCCCGAUAGAAUUACCUAUAACACCCUCGUUCACGGGGUUUGCAAGAUUGGCGUGGUCGACGAGGCGCUUCGGUUAAUCAGACAGAUGAUCGAUAAGGGACUUUUUCCUAAUGUCUUCACUUAUACAAUGCUUAUUGAUGGGUUUUGUAACGCCAACAGGGUUGGUGAAGCAUUUGGGGUUUUUGAGAUGAUGAAGGAGAGGGGAGUUGGUCCUAAUGAAGCCACUGUGAGAGCGUUAGUCCACGGGGUUUUUCGCUGCUUGGAUCCAGGUAAGGCACUUGAUAUGUUGUUAUCUGAGUUUUUAAAUAGGGAGCUGGAGCAGGAGGAGCGUGUUCAUUUUAAGUUAGCUUGUGAUACUGUGGUGUAUUGCCUUGCGAAUAUUUCUAUGGCGAAAGAGAUGUCUGUGUUUCUGAGGGAGGUUUUGGGAAGAGGUUAUGCCCCUGAUAGCUCUGUUUUCAAUGUCAUAAUUGCUUGUUUGGUUAAGGGAGACGAGCUGAGACAGUCGUGUGACAUAUUUGAAAUUUUGAGAAAUCGAGGUGUAAAGGCAAGCAUUGGUACAUACCUUCUACUUAUGGAGGCAUCGUAUAAAAGAGGAUGGAGGGAGGACGGGGAUCGGGUUUUUGGUCAAAUGACUAGUGAUGGGCUAAUUUCUAGUGUUGUCUCAUAUAACAUGAUAAUCAAUUGUUUGUGCAAAGCCAAAUUGACGGAUAAUGCGUCUGAGGCUUUCACAGAUAUGCAGGUUAGAGGUUUUGUUCCCAACCUUGUUACUUUCAAUACCCUUAUUAAUGGGCAUUGCAAGGAAGGAGAAAUAGUUAAGGCACAGGAGCUGCUGGAGAUGCUUUUAGAAACUGGGCUUAAACCUGAUAUCUUCACUUUUAGCUCUAUAAUUGAUGGACUCUGUCGAAUAAAGAAGACCGAGGAAGCUUUUAGAUGCUUUACAGAGAUGAUUGAGUGGGGCAUCACUCCAAAUGCCGUCAUUUACAAUAUCUUAAUUCGGUCUUUUUGUGCCAUUGGGGAUGUUGCAAAGUCAGUGAAACUAUUAGGAAGAAUGCAAAAGGAAGGAGUAAACCCUGACACCUACUCCUAUAAUGCUUUGAUCCAAAUCCACUGUAGGAUGAAUAAAGUUGAUAAAGCUAAAAGGCUUUUUUAUUCAAUGUCAAGAUCUGGCUUGAAUCCGGACAAUUACACUUAUGGUGCUUUUAUAGAGGUACUCUCUGAAUCUGGGAGAUUAGAGGAAGCCAAGAAGAUAUUUUACUCAAUGGAGGCAAACGGUUGCUCUCCUGAUUUGUAUACAUGUAACUUGAUUAUUAAAAUAUUGGUUCAGCAGAACUGUAUUGAAGAGGCACGAAGCAUCAUGGAAAGAUGCAGACUUAAGGGAAUAUCUUUAAAUUCUAUUCCUAAUUAGUGAGACUAAUUUCCUACUAGUUUCUCGGAUGCUACUACAUUAUUGAGCUUUUGAAUAUGAUGACAUCGAUUCUGGGUAUAGGUACCUCAGAUUAUAAAGCCCUGUUCAUAUGGAUAUCUUGUUAUAUAGUGGGACAGAAGAAUCAUUUGUGUUUAUGUAUGGAUGUACUUUUUGGCCAUUUCAACACCAACCGAAAAGAGUACACAAUAAGGAAUUCAUUUUUUCUUCUUUAGUUGGUGACUCUCCAUCAUCAUUUUUGGAAAGAGCUUGAUCUAGAAGCCGCUCUUCUGCCCUUCUUACGAAGAGCUUGAUCUAGAAGCUUUGAUGGACGUGGCUUGGUUAUCGUGUUAUACCAUGCCUCUAGUCUUGCUAUGCUUAUCUUAUUAAUUGUGCUGUUGUUCUGGAGGCAACAAACAACACCUUUUUCCUCUGUUUUCUCCAUUAAUGGAUUAACAUUGAUCACCUUACAAACACCAACAUUAACAGUGGAGGUUAUGACAAAUCACCACAGCCAAGAGCUCGAUCUUUCACUUGUGACCCAUCCUGCACAUUGAAGAACACGAAUUUGGUGGCACUCUUGACUAGAAAACCUGGGAUACCAAAUUUUGUGGUUAUGGCAGUCGCUUAUGAUGUUAGUAGUUUUAUUGGAUAGGGUUUAUAUUAGUUCUAAAUUAAUAUUUGUUCUAGACUAUUAUUAGGGGUGUGUAUCAUACACGUAUCUCUGUAUCGAUGAAGUAUAACAUCUCUCUCUUGUCAUCCUUCUUCACUUCCAGCCCACCCACCCCAAAUAAUUUAAACUGGCUCCAUACAGCUUUCCUCAUAAUAGCACUGGUCACUGGGUCUGUAUGCAGCUUGUUGCAUUUUCCUUUCAAUUUUACGUGGUAACAGUGAAUUACAUCUGUAGCAUAUUCGUGUAACGAAUCUUCAUCUUCAAAGAUCACAUCUACAAAACUGGUAUUAAUUUUAUUCCUUGACCAAGGUGCAUUUGUUAUUAGAAGUUGAGUAUGGCCAGUUUCUGAAUUGCUUGAAUAAUUCAACUCCUUUCUCAAUUGUGGCUUUAUGGACCAUAAAGUCUUAAUGAUCAAUAUUUGAGUUGUGGUGGUCAUAACGAGACUGACCAUCCUGGUGCAAUAUUUCAGUCAUAAUGCAAUUCAAUUGUAUUCUUCCAUUCAGGUAAUUUUAUGUCUAACAAACAACAAUGGACAUGUUUGUUUCAUAUAUCUUUUUACCAUCCACUAAUGCUGUCAUCGUCCAUCUUUUAUGAUGUUCAUGCACAAAUGUUAUGUUUGUACUAGCCGACCGAUGACUAUGUUUUAUUUUUAUGCUCUUUUUUCUUUUAUAUUUCACAAUGUGAUACAAGAACCUAUGGAAAACUCACUCAACGCGUUCGAUACACACAACACAGAAACUGUAUAUCCUCUUUGUAUUUACUUUCAGCCAAAGAAAAUGAUUACAGAGACCUUAACCUCCCCCCUCUCAGGAUAUCAAACUCCUGACGAAACAAUUAAUCUUCCAAAAAGUUCCCCCUCCACUAAACAAACACCUAUUUAUACAAUUCAUCUGCCUCCUAUCCCAAUCCCCUUUCCCAUUAUAUCCAAAUACCCUAUAUCCUAACACAAUGUAAUGGUAUUUGUUGCAAUAUAGUAAAACAUAGCGAGUAGAACAUCUAUCUUAAGUCAGUGAAAAACAAACUCUCUGUACAAUUUCUUUUCUUCGAAUCUUAUUUAAAUUUCAUCAACUGAGAAAUGAUAGCUGAUUAUAGUCUCAACGCUAAAAUUUGAUCGGUUUCACCCCUUGUUGUUCAGUCUGUCAAGUGUCAGGAGCAAAUAUUUCUUGUCAAAUUUCUACCACUUGGCAGCUAAUAAAUGUAUACGUUGAAACUUGUGCAUGUUUGCGAAACUGCUGAUUACAUUAAGACUGUGUUCACUUGAGGGUGAAACACUAUUCACAAAUAUGAGAGAGCGAUGAAUUGAACGUAAAAUCAUGUUCACUUGGGUUGAUCACCGAGCGAUGAAUUGAAGGUAAUUGCGGGAUAUCACCUUUUUGUGUCACUCGCACAAACGCGAAGAUUUGAAAUGAAUUACAGCGAAAUGGCUUUUAUGCCCUUCCUGCAACAGCUGAGAGAAAGCAGAAAUCAUGCAUAGACCGUACUCGAAUCCAACCCCCAGUAUUCGAUUCCAGCCGGGUGAUGGGGGUCUGCGUAUUUUGGAGGUUGGAGCUUGGAUAGGUAGCCAUUUGAUGAUGAAUAUGAAUGGAGAAUGGUGUGUGGUGAUCCUGGACCGUGGCCGGUGGCAUUGUUGAUGAUGAAGAUGCGUUGAACAUGGGGAACUUCAGCUUGAAGCAGGAAGAAGCGUUGAUGAUGGAGAGCGUGGCGUUUUCGGUUGCAGAAAGGAAGCUGUAUCCGAUUAUGGGGUCUGCGUAUUCGGAUACGCUGCAAAGUGAGAGAAAAGUAGGGUGUUGUAUCCGGUUACACGUUGGUUGUAUUCGGUUACAACCUUUCUUUUAAUGGUGUAUCCGGUUACUAGUUCCUCGAUUCGAUUACACCACGCAUGAUUUGAUUACACCACGCUUGACGCUUCCUCCAUCCUUCGUCCAUGCUUCCUCCAUUGGGUUUUGUUGAUGUUAUGAUGUUGGUUCGGUUGGUGGCCGUGAAGAGCGGUGAGGACAGCAGAGGUCCAUGCAGCAGUAGGCGGACAUGACGACGUCCAUGUACCAGCAUCGACGGAGUGUGUGGAAGCAACCUCAGACUAGAUCGUUGAAGCAUGAGGACGAGUAAAUGCAGCAGCGUAACCAUGAGGAGGAGUAGAUGGUGUGCGUGGAGAACGUUAAGGACAUGAGCAGGUCCAUGGAGGAGCAGUCCUUGCAGGAGCCCGACAUGAGGACAUCCAUGAAGCAGAGUGGAGGAUGCACAGUGUGUCGAAGCAGUGCGUGGCGAUGAAGAAGAAGCACCACAAUGGUUGAAGCAGCACGAGUAGAUGCAGCACCAUAACCAUUUUUUUUGUUUGUGUUGCAGGUGAAGGAGUUGUGAACAAAGUGGAUGUACGUGAAGGUGCUGUGAACUAUGCAUGUGCACCCGCUUCUUCUCAUGGUACCUGGAGGAAAAGCAACCGAGUUUGCUUUCUGGCUUCCAACUUCAACACCUUCAAAUGUAGUUGGCUUUGCCACUGGACACAUAGAAAUCAAAGACAUGCUCAAAGUUGGUGUACAACUCAAGGUUGCUGGGAUUGUCGUGCUAUCUCUUCUAAUGCCUUCACUACGGACAUUUGUUUUUGGAACAAAUCCAUAAGUGACAUUGCCAAAGAAACACUCUUGUCGGAUAUGAGAUUGGUUUCUUCUCCGAAUUUCACUUUUCUUUAUAAAUUUGGUGUGUCUACAAGUUUUUGCAAAAUGUUGUUUGUCUAUAGGAGAUGAAAAGAAUUUUGAAUGUGCAGGGGCCUUAAUACCUAGCCAAUGUGGAUACCCUGAGGAGAUAUCAACAGUGCAAAGGAGAAGAGAUAGAAACAAUUUCAUCUCUUUCCUUGUUGCUUUUAUUUUGUAUUUGUUUGUUAAUUUGUUUAUAAUUUAUUUUUUAACCUUCCAAAAUUUUCUUUCGACAUCUCAACCUUCCAGGAAAGGCGUAUC